UGUACUGUGGAAAAUUGGUUCCUCAGUAGCGUCAGUACUUUGAUUUUACUAUUUAUCGGACAGGUGGUGUAUACUUAGUUAGAUUAGACCUACACUAAGUCAUUUAUAGUGAACUAUACAUUCCCAUACUGUAUAUCUUUAGCCCAUACGCAUUUUAGCGUAAAAUUAUUUUUAUGACGGCCUAUUUAAAUCUCUUAACAUUUAAAUUUUUCACUCUUGGUAAUCCCUUUUUAGUUGAAGUGUAUUUCGCAUAGCUUCAAUGACUAUCUUUGGCCAGGUGGUUUAUCGCUGUUCUACUAACAGCGACACAGCACAAUCUUAAGAAAAAAUCCAGGGUGCAUUUUAUCUGUUGCAUGCGACAUCGGAGGAUCAAUAUAACGGUUAAGCACGAGCCCCGUCUAUUAUGAAUAUAUAACCCAACUGCUACCUGUGCAUCCACAACAUCGGAACUAUACAGACUCGGGACGUCUCGUAGGAUUUUCUUUAUGAGCAGCGUGUGCUCAGUUAAUAUUUGAUCUGGUGAGUUGUGUUAAGGUAAUGAAAGACUGGAUUUAGUGAGCAACUACACGUGAGCAAUGGGAAACUGCUGUGGUGCCCCGAAGGCGGAUUACAUGGUGUAUGUUCGUACCGGGGACCUAAAAGGCGCGGGAACCAACGCUAACGUCAAAAUACGUCUGCACGACAGUGAGGGAAACGUCACGCAGGAUAUCACGCUGGAUAAUUUCUUCCGUGAUGACUUUGAAGCUGGUUCUUUGGAUACUUUCCACGUUCCAGAACUUAAGAAUUUUGGCAAUAUCAUAUCUAAAAUAGAGUUUUGGAGAGAUGACUCGGGAGUUGCAAGCGAUUGGUAUGUGAAUAAAAUUUUGGUGGAGAACCGUAAAUCCAAUGACAUUUUCGUUUUUCCCGUCUAUCGUUGGAUUAGACCAAACUAUCACUACAAAAUAGUUCAUCUUGAUACGUCAUUGCCCCAAUAUGACCCACAUGCAGAGCAACGGAAAAUGGAGUUAAGAGAGAAGUGCAAUCUAUACCAACAGUGUGUUAAAGUGAAGGAUGGUCCUUCCCAGGUGAAAGCCAUUCCGGACGACGAGCAGUUUUCUUUUGACUACAAAUGGAAUAUUGCAAAGAGGAAGCUGAAAAUGAUAGCAGACUCAAAGUUACAGCUGCUGACACAGGGCGGCAAGUGGGAGGGGAUCCAGCAUCUGACCAAGGUUUUCACUAACGCCUUCGGAGAACCUCUGGGAUGCAAGCGGUGGAGUAAUGACAUUUUCUUUGGAUGGCAGAGGAUUAAUAGUAUGAACCACUCCCUGAUAAAGCUCUGUACGGAAAUUCCCAAAAAGCUGGGAGUUAGCGACACGAUGCUGCAGCCCUUUCUGGAGGGAUGGCCGCUUCACCAAGUGAUCGAAGCCAAGCGGCUCUUCAUGGUGGACCUGGAAAUCUUACAGGACCUCCCCUGUAAGAGUGACGAUUUUGUGUGCCCAGUGCCCAUUGCUUUAUUUUUCAUCAAUGGCGACGGACGAUUGGUUCCCAUUGCCAUCCAGCUGUUCCAGCAAAAAGCAGACGACAAUCCGGUAUUCCUGCCGACAGACCCACCUUAUACCUGGAUGAUGGCCAAGAUGUGGUACAACCUUGCGGACGCUAGCUACCACCAAUCUCUCACUCACCUCGGAUACACCCACUUAAUUAUGGAGGGAGUCUGUGUGUCAUUUCAUCGCAACCUCUCGCAGUCUCAUCCCCUCUUCAAACUCCUGGCCCCACAUUUCUUAUAUCUGAUCGCCAUUAACACGCGGGGACUAGAAUUGCUGGUAGCUCCAAACGGAUGGGUGGAUAAGACCAUGAAUAUUGGCAUCAAAGGAAUGUUCAAUUUGAUUGCCAGAGGAUUAAAUCGAUGGAGAAUGGAUGUCCAUGGUACGCUUCCCGAAGAUCUCAAGAAAAGAGGAGUUUACUGCCUCAAUGGAAAAAUUUUACCAGGCUAUUUCUUCCGAGAUGAUGCUUUAUUGCUGUAUGAUGCAAUUAAAAAUUACGUCACCAAGUACAUUAACCUUUACUAUGAUUCCCCGGAGAAAAUAGAAAAGGACUGGGAAAUUCAGAACUUUGGUCGCGAGUUAACGUUAUCACGUGAAGAGGGGGGAUGCGGCCUGCUGGGCGUUCCGUUUGACGGCAAAUUCGACAAACCAGAGCAGUUAAUCAUGGUGUUCACAUCCAUCAUCUAUACAUGUAGUGUCGCGCAUGCGUCAACAAAUUUCCCGCAAUACGACGAGUAUGCUUUCCCGCCAAAUUAUCCCGCUUCCAUGAACGGUGUUCCUCCUAAAGACAAGUCCUCCUUGACAGAGGCGGACAUUCUGUCUACUCUCCCAGACAAGAAAACAACGCUUGACGUUAUGACUGUGACUAAAAUUCUCAGCGAUCGCGGUACUAAGAGCCUGGGAGACUUUGAAGUGCAGUACAUCUUUGACCCAGAUGCAAAACGAAUAGUACAAGAGUUCAGGGAAGAAUUGCAAGAAAUUAGCAAGACAAUAAAAAGAAGAAACGAACAUAGAAAUCCCAAAUACGAAUGGCUAGACCCGGAAGUGGUUCCCAAUUCCAUCAGCAUCUAAGCUCUGACUUUUUAAUAAAAUUAAGCUUUUUUUUUAUAGCGAAUUAGUGCAAUAUUAAGAGAUGACAUUGACUAUAAAUAUAUAUGGACUUUAUAUAGUCUUAAUUGAUUAAAAUGUUCAAGGUCUUGCUUUUAUACUGAAUUAAUAUACGUAUAUAUAAAAGUACAUGUAUGUG
Magallana angulata is the source of this 2769-nucleotide messenger RNA. RefSeq names its product polyunsaturated fatty acid 5-lipoxygenase-like. Lineage: Eukaryota; Metazoa; Mollusca; Bivalvia; Ostreida; Ostreidae. Gene Ontology annotation, biological process: lipid oxidation. The transcript has 15 exons. The record is from RefSeq and is a predicted model, not a curated record. The coding region runs from base 576 to 2594 and encodes 672 amino acids. Gene Ontology annotation, molecular function: oxidoreductase activity, acting on single donors with incorporation of molecular oxygen, incorporation of two atoms of oxygen; protein binding; iron ion binding.